Epithele typhae is the source of this 1353-nucleotide messenger RNA. Its product is annotated as G-protein alpha subunit. Gene Ontology annotation, cellular component: heterotrimeric G-protein complex. Gene Ontology annotation, molecular function: G-protein beta/gamma-subunit complex binding; guanyl nucleotide binding; G protein-coupled receptor binding. Gene Ontology annotation, biological process: adenylate cyclase-modulating G protein-coupled receptor signaling pathway. Lineage: Eukaryota; Fungi; Basidiomycota; Agaricomycetes; Polyporales; Epitheliaceae. The record is from RefSeq and is a predicted model, not a curated record. The transcript has 14 exons. Bases 1 to 1353 code for a protein of 450 amino acids.
AUGGGCAAGAGACGCAGUCCGGCGGAGGAGGCGGAGGCCCUGCGCGUGAGCGAGACGAUUGACGACGAGCUCCGGCGCGAGCGCGAGGCCGUCCGGCGGAAACGGGGCAAGCAGCUCAAAGUGCUGCUCCUCGGCCAGGCCGAGUCCGGCAAGUCCACGCUCCAGAAGCAGUUCCAGCUCUACUACUCCUCCGCCACGCUCGAGCAGGAGCGGCCCUCCUGGCGGCCGAUCGUCUACUUCAACAUCCUCAAGGCGAUCCGCAUGAUCCUCGACGAGCUCGACUGGGAGUACUCCCUCUCCCCGACCUCCCCCUCCCCCGCCGCCUCCCACUCCGGCUCCCCCUCCCCGACCUCCCCCUCCGCCCCCCUCCCGCCCCUCCAGCUCGCCGCCCUCCGCCACAAGCUCCUCCCCCUCGUCGCCUCCGAGGACGCGCUCGCGGCGGAGCUCUCCGGGGGCGUCACCCUCGCCCGCGGCCGCCAGGGCGUCUUCGUCCGCUCCGGCUGGCAGGCGCUCACCAGCGCGCACCGCCAGUGGCCGCUCGCCGAGGACUACUACGCGAGCCGCGCGCUCCCCGGCCACGGCGGCCGGCAGACCGCGGUCACCGGCAUCGUCGCCACCACGCUCGCCGCGAGCGCGGAGGAGGUCGACGCGCUGUGGUGGCACCCCGCCGUGCAGGCCCUCCUCAAGGGGAACAAGCUCAAGCUCGAGGAGUACGCGGCGUUCUUCCUCGCGAACAUAAGGCGGAUCGCGCAGCCCGAGUAUCUCCCCACGAACGAGGACAUCCUCCACGUCCGCCUGCAAACGAUCGGCGUGACCGAGCACGCGUUCGACAUCAACCUGGGCGGGACGAACUACAGCUGGAACCUGUACGACGUCGGCGGCGCGGUACGCCCCUUCCGACACGCGUGGGUCCCGUUCUUCGACGACGCGACCGCGAUCAUCUUCCUCGCGCCGAUUAGCGCCUUUGACCAGUACCUGGAGGAAGACCCGCGGACGAACCGGAUAGACGACUCGCUGCAGCUGUUCACCGCCAUCUGCGCGAACAAGCUGCUCUCCAGCGCCGCGCUCGUCCUCAUGCUCAACAAGACCGACUUGCUCCGCCAAAAGCUCGAGGCCGGGAUCAAGGUCCGCAAGUACAUCUCGUCCUACGGCGACCGGCCGAACAGCUACGAGGAGGUGUCCGAGUACUUCCGCGCGCACUUCAUCCAGGUCCACAAGCGCAAGGACGUCUCCCACCGCCCGCUCUACCUCCACUACACCUCGAUGCUCGACAUCAAGGCGACGCAGUCGAUCAUCGUCAACGUCGGCGAGGCGAUCAUGCGCUCGCACCUCACCAAGAUCGGGCUCGCGUAG